Messenger RNA from Syzygium oleosum, 749 nucleotides. Its product is annotated as glutamine synthetase, chloroplastic-like. Gene Ontology annotation, cellular component: cytoplasm. Gene Ontology annotation, molecular function: glutamine synthetase activity. The transcript is spliced from 3 exons. The record is from RefSeq and is a predicted model, not a curated record. Bases 177 to 419 code for a protein of 80 amino acids. Lineage: Eukaryota; Viridiplantae; Streptophyta; Magnoliopsida; Myrtales; Myrtaceae.
AUUCUCUUCCUUCUCAGGGUGAAUGGAAUGAUGCAGGAUGCCACACUAACUACAGGUUACACCAUAAAAAUAACAUGGACUUGAUUAAGUAUUUCUUUUCAUUAAAGGACUUUAAUAGUGUUUUUUCUCCGUGAUUUCUGCAGUACCAAAAGCAUGAGUGAGAGGGAGGCUUUGAAAUGAUAAAGAAGGAAAUUCUGAAUCUCUCACUUCGCCACGAGCAGCACAUUAGCGCCUACGGAGAAAGAAAUGAGAGAAGGUUGACAGGAAAGCAUGAAACAGCCAACGUCGACAUAUUUUCUAGGGGACUUGCCAACCGUGGUUGCUCAAUCUUUGUGGGUGGAGACCUUGAGAAGCAAGGAAAAGGUUACUUGGAAGACUCCCUGCCUCAAACAUGGACCCAUGACCUCGUUACUUGCUGAAACAACAAUUUUAUGGGAGCCCACCCAUGAGGCUGAAGCUCUGCUCAAAAGCUAGCAUUGACGGUCUGCUGUUUAAAAAAGGCCAAAUGCAUUAAUCAAAUCGGUGAGGAUCUACAAGCUGAGAGAUUGUGAUCCCCUUUUCCUCUGGAUUUAGGACAUUGAGAGAAGAUCCUCAUGUAAAUACUUCCUAGAGAAAGAAAAUUAGGUGUCCAAGCUCACACCUAGUCUCUUUUACAUUGGUUUCAUCCUACAUUCGCAAGUAGUCUCAAUGUUUCGGGAUUUGAGUUCACCAUUACCCUUUAGCAUCAUGGACAUCUUACCGUGUUCAAA